Molecule: messenger RNA, 4395 nt
Organism: Heterocephalus glaber (naked mole-rat)
Lineage: Eukaryota; Metazoa; Chordata; Mammalia; Rodentia; Bathyergidae
Biological process (GO): regulation of DNA-templated transcription
Source: RefSeq, a predicted model, not a curated record
UGUGGACUCCACCCUCUAGUAGAGUGAAGCCCCGAGGCAGGGAACGGCACAGUUUUUAUAGGUUGUUUAAACAGAGACGUUCAAGGGGGUCAACAUGUUCUUAACCAGUUGCAAAAUAUUUUUCAUAACUCAGCUAUCUUGUCAGGUUAGGACAUUUUGUGGUUACAGGGGGGCACCUGGCACCACCCGUUUCUGAGAAGCGAUGAAGCAAGUUUACAGAAGCAGAACGAGCAGUUACAAACGACAUCUUUACGGGAAUUCCAGCACUCUCUAAGGGGAGGGGUAUGAGGGGAGUUUACUCACAGGCCAAGAUGGCGUUUCUUAGGUUUACUUUGGGCUCACAGUAGGAGGCUCCAUUUCAGCAGUCAGGCUGGCUGUGAAGCUUGGUAGGAGAACCUUUCGUUGAAGCUCUGAAUGAAUGUUUUGUGUUUUUUUUUGUACCAGGGAUCGAACUCAGGACCUUGUAUUUGUGAGGCAGGCGGCGGCACCACUGAGCUAAAUCCCUGGCCAUGAUCGCAGGUUUUUGUUCUACCACCGGACAAAGGAGAUUUCAAGUGGAUCAAAUAUAUACUUAUUUCCCAUUUCGAUUGCUUUCCAGGGUAUUUCUGUCAAAUAUCCAGUUUCUUUAUAAAGUUAACAAUCAUAUCCAUUAUUGAGAUCCGUUCAUUUUCUUCUCUGAAAAUGGGUCAAUUGAUAGCUGAGGUCUGAGGCAGCCGUGGUGGCCAUGGAAACAACAGCCUGAGGCCCAGAUGGAGAAGUGUGACGUCUGGCAGUCCCCACUGUUCCUGUCCUGUCUGAGGUCAGGACUUGUCUCCAUGGGGCACUGAGUCAGUAAUUCCCUGGGCUUACUUGCCACCACUUCAAGGAGAUGUAACAGGAAGGGUCCUCUGACUACACGAAGAAGGCAGGGCCCACUCUGGACAGCCAGGAGCGAGUUCAGCUUAAAUACAACUGCCCCAGAGGCUGUGCCAGGUCCCCCUGUCCCUUGAGGAGACCUGAACUGGGAAAGGCUGGGGCUGGAAACUGCCCCAGGCUCCUGCAGCAAGGCAAGUAAUCCCUUUCCUGUCACUAAGGGGGCAGAGGGCGGGAUCCGCCGCAGUAGCCAAUCCGAGGCGCGCGCCGGCGUUGAGACGUGCGCUGGUGGGAGGAGCCGCUCCAGCUCGUGGCGUCUUUGAUCCGCGUUCGCGAGUUGAGGUCCGUUUCCUCCACCUGUGCGCUGUGGGAAGCCCAGGAGACUCCGCACUGGAAAUGGAGUCAGUGACCUUUGAGGAUGUGGCUGUGAACUUCACCCAGGACGAGUGGGCUUUGCUGGAUCUUUUCCAGAAGAAUCUCUACAGAGCUGUGAUGCAGGAAACCUUCAGGAACUUGGUCUCUGUAGGAUACAAAUGGGGAGAGCAAGGAAGUAAAGAUGAAUACAAAAAUCCUGGGAAGUCUUUACGAGGUCAGAUUGUGCACAGUGAAUAUAAAGAGGAAGGCAGUCAGUGUGGAAAAAUCUUCAGAUCUUUGAAUCAUCAGUCUCCAGAUCAGACUUUAAAUAAGAAACCUGGAAUAUGUCCAUGUGGAAGCCAUGUGUGUAUGGAAGUCCUCAUUGGGUGUUCAUCCCAAAAUGUGCCUCUCAGGCCUCAUAAUGAGUACAAACCAUAUAAGAAUCAAGGACAUGUAGAGAAGCCAUGUAAAUACAAGCAACAUGAAGAACCCUUCCCCCUUCCCCAGUCCUUUCAGAAGUUUGAAAAAACAUAUACUGGAGAGAAACUGCAUGAAUGUAAACAAUGUGAGAAAGCCUUCAGAUAUUCCAGUUACCUAAAAAACCAUGAAAAAAUUCACACUGGAGACAAACCCUGUGUGUGUAAGCAAUGUGGUAAAACCCUCAGUCACUUUUAUGCUCUUCAUGUACAUGAAAAAACUCACACUGGUGAGAAAUCCUGUCAGUGUGAGCAGUGUGGGAAAGCAUUCUCCUGUUACACUUCCCUUUAUCUGCACAGAAGAAUUCACACUGGAGAGAAACCUUAUAAAUGUAAAGAAUGUGGGAAGGCCUUCAGGUACUCAGGUGCUCUUCAUGUACAUGAAAGAACUCAUACUGGUGAGAAGCCCUAUGUGUGCCAGGAAUGUGGAAAAACAUUUGCAUGUUGUACUUCCCUUCAACUGCACAGAAGAAUUCACACUGGAGAGAAACCUUACGAAUGUAAAGUAUGUGGGAAGGCCUUCAGGACCUCAGGUGCUCUUCAUGUACAUGAAAGAACUCACACUGGUGAGAAGCCCUAUGUGUGCCAGGAAUGUGGAAAAACAUUUGCACGUUGCACUUCCCUUCGACUGCACAGAAGAAUUCAUACUGGAGAGAAACCUUAUGAAUGUAAAGUAUGUGGGAAGGCCUUCAGGUCCUCAGGUGCUCUUCAUGUACAUGAAAGAACUCACACUGGUGAGAAGCCCUAUGUGUGCCAGGAAUGUGGAAAAACAUUUGCAUGUUGUACUUCCCUUCAACUGCACAGAAGAAUUCACACUGGAGAGAAACCUUAUGAAUGUAAAGUAUGUGGGAAGGCCUUCAGGUCCUCAGGUGCUCUUCAUGUACAUGAAAGAACUCAUACUGGUGAGAAGCCCUAUGUGUGCCAGGAAUGUGGAAAAACAUUCAGAUGUUGUACUUACCUUCAACUGCACAGAAGAAUUCAUACUGGAGAGAAACCUUAUGAAUGUAAAGUAUGUGGGAAGGCCUUCAGGUCCUCAAGUGCUCUUCGUGUACAUGAAAGAACUCACACUGGUGAGAAGCCCUAUGUGUGCCAGGAAUGUGGAAAAACAUUCAGAUGUUGUACUUCACUUCAGCUGCACAGAAGAAUUCAUACUGGAGAGAAACCAUAUGAAUGCAGGGAAUGUAAAAGAGCUUUUAGAAGCACUAGUAGUUUGCAGAAACAUAAAAGAACUCACAAUAGAGAGAAACCUUAUGAAUGUAAACAAUGUGGGAAAGCCUGUAGAUGUCCCAUGUAAGUUAAGGUACAUGGGAGAAUUCAUACUGGAGAGAAACUUUAUGAAUGUCCCUAUUGUGGGAAAACCUUUACUUUAGUUCCUUUAUACUGCACAAAUGACUCCACACUGGAGACAGUCCUUAUAAAUGCAAGCAAUGUGGGAAAGCCUUCAGUUGUUCCAGUCAUCUUCACAGACAUGAAAUGGCUCACUAGAUAGAAACCCUAUGCAUAUAAACAGGCAAAGCCUUCAUCAUUCUCAUACACUUCAAAUGCAUGAAAGGGUCCACACUUUAGAGAAGACACAUAAAGCUAAGCAGUGUGGGAGAAUUAUUCAUAAUGUUCCAGUUCCCUUCAAGUACACACAAGAGAGACCUCUGUAAGUAAUGUCCUAGUUGUAACAGUGGCAGGAAAAGAGCAGAGACCUCCUAUAGCAGUCCUUGUACAAAUAAGUAAGCUGUUUAUUCAUUCACAUGUGAGCACACAAGGGGGCUGUCUCUAGAUAGGCAAUUCAGCAGGGAGUGAGGUGAGAACAAAUCUUUAAAGAGGAGGGAGUUUUUGCCCUGAGGAAUUUGGAGGGGGGGACAAAGUGAGGUCACACAUCUUCAGAAAGAUGGUGGUUGUAGAUGUUAUCAGGCUUCCUGGAACUGAAGUGGCUCGAACAUGAUUUACUGUCUUCAUUCACAUUUGCUGCUGAGACUUGAUUUUGCCCAGGCUACACUUGGCACCAUACUCCUGCCCAUAUGGUCGCCAUGAAGUUGAUUUGUACUGUGGUCCACACAGGACCUUACCACCAGGAGUGACACUGUUGUUCAAUUUUUCUAGUACUCUUCAAGUAAUUGAAAGAAUUCAUACUGGGCAAAAACCCCACAUGCAUGAGCAAUGUGGAAAAACAUUCAUUUGAUCCUCUUGAAGAUAGGAAUUCACAUGAAUGAGAUAGCUUCUAUAUGUAAGCAAUAAGGAAAAUCCUUCAGAUGUUCAGUUUCCUUUAAAACAUGAAUAAAGUUGGGUGAGAAUACCUUAGGUACAUAAAGAAAAGCCUUAACUCAUUCUACUUCUCUUUGAAUACAUUCUACUUGGGCUCAAUACAUUAAAAACACUAAACAGAAUGGCAAAGCUUUCAUUAUAUCACCUAUCUAAAAUGUCCGAGAAUGCAUUGUGGAGAGGAUUGGAAUCACUAUAGGGUAUGGGAAACUUACUCAUCUAGGUUUUAUUUACAGAUUUAAAUGCAUAGAGUAUGUAGAGGAUUCCCUUAAAUGUAAUACUUGUUCAAAAGACUUCAGUUGGCCCUCAUGGAAGAAUUAACACUGGAUAAAAUCCUCUGUCAAAAAUAUAAAUUGGCAGUUACAACAAAGACUUUAAAAGAGCAGUGAAAAUUCAUGAUCCUGUGAAAUCCUAUGUAUGUAAAUAAUAAGGUAUGAAGAGACUGAUGAAAAGUAAUUUG